Messenger RNA from Darwinula stevensoni, 924 nucleotides. NCBI's taxonomy places the organism in Eukaryota, Metazoa, Arthropoda, Ostracoda, Podocopida, Darwinulidae. The record is from the annotation of a GenBank genome assembly.
AUGUUCUGUGACGAGGAGCACGACGGAGAUUUCUUGCCUUUACGACGAGGAGCUUCCCAGAUGAAGACGUUCAAAGGCUUGCGAAUCGCGACCUUAGACGUUUCGCCACGGUACUACUUCGAACCCCUGUUCCUCGCGAAUGAAGCCCUGAAGAAGGAAUUGCUCAAACAAUUCAGCCGGCUGUCCCUCUAUCUUCUGGACAGCCUGUACAAUUGCAACACGCUCGCCGUGAACGCACUCCUUCCCUUGUCGCCGCGGAAUAAAGGAUACUUCAGUCACCCACCCUGCAAUGACUCAAACGUGCUCCACGUGGCGAAGGUGAUCAGCUUCAAGCUCGACCCCGACGCUUUGGCAUGGCUGAGAUCGAGGAAGGAUAUCAAGGUGGUCCACUGGCUUCGAGACCCUCGCGGGAUAAUCAACUCCAGACUCCAGACUCUUCAUAGCGAUUUCCAGAGGGAUCCCUGGAUGCUGUGCGAUCAGAUUGGACACGACAUCCUCGCCAUCGACAGUCUUCCCCCUAAUCGACGGCGGAGAGUGAGCUACGAGGAAUUCAUGUCAAAUCCGAUCGAGAUCACGCGCGAUCUCUAUCGGUUCCUGGGGAUUCCUUGGCCAUCAGACGGGGACAAACGGGUCUUGGCCUACUUUGCAGAACCCUCGAGCAAGCAUCAUUCCAAGGACAUGAACUCAACCAUGUUCGACCCCUACCAUUGGAAACGGGACAUGAAGGAGGAGGUUAUUGUUACUAUCGAACGGGAGUGCGGGGCUGUGAUGGAUGCGCUCGGGUACCAGAGACUAGAGGCGACUGGGUCUCAGGGAGUUGAGGAGGUUCGUGUUGAAAAUCUCAUUGAAAAUCUUCAGAAAUCGAGUCAACACUCGAAUGAUGAAAAUGAAUAUGUUUUGGGAUUUCAUCAAUGGCAUCGGUGA